Molecule: messenger RNA, 5867 nt
Organism: Dermacentor albipictus
Lineage: Eukaryota; Metazoa; Arthropoda; Arachnida; Ixodida; Ixodidae
Molecular function (GO): nucleic acid binding; RNA-DNA hybrid ribonuclease activity
Source: RefSeq, a predicted model, not a curated record
UAAAAAAUGUUAGGGCAACGUGGUGGGUCGAGUCUAUAGACAAGAACGGCACCGAGAGCGGCGCUGCUGCGCCGGCGUUGAGAGCGCCGCAUGCGGAGCAAAAUUCUAUUAGCCGGUGGUACCCCUCUCCCAUCUCUCGUUCGCGCCGCCUUGAUUGCCUCCUGCACUGCGCGUGUUUGGGCACGUUUCGCGCCGCGCGCGGUGUGCGCGCGUGGACAUUUCUUUCGAAGGGCGGUGUACAGUCUCUCUCACAUUUAGGGGAAAACUCGAAGCGCAUUGCAUCGCGAUGCGGCGAGCGCUUGAGUCAAGCGGCGGCAGCAGCUCGCGCAGAUGCUCGAGGGGCGGGAUCUUAAACGGCGUCGUCUGCUACGGCGACGCACGCUGGCCGCAUUGUCGAGAAACGUUCUACUGUCAGGUGCAGGGCGCUGAUCACAUCGUUACUGCGUGAAAGGAGCCGGUAUUCUUUGCUAAGCGUUGCGCGACGCCCACUGAUACGCCUCGAAUGUAAGUUCAUCGCUGCAUGGCAGUCAUAGACGACGUACUGAUUCCAUACAUUCUUGACGGCCCGUUUCUGGAAGGCGACUAUAUAUUCUAACGCGAUAGGACGCCGAUCCACACUGCUCGUGCUGUGCAAGAACUGCUAGAAGAGCGCGCAGUCACUCUCUUGGAGCGGCCGCCUCAAUCCCCAGGCGCCAACAUCAUUUAAAAUGUCUGGGGCUCGUUGAAAGUAUCGCUGGCGCAACAUCCCCUCUAUCAGUCGCCCGAGGAUAGGCUUCGAUCCACCAUCGUCAGUGACUGAGACGUGCAGCGAAUGAACACAUCCCUGAUAAAGUCAUUCUACACUUCUCUGCCUUCCAGGAUGAGCGCUGUCAUCGCUGCCGCUGGGGACAUGACGAGAUACUAACUGAAGUUCCGAGCGUGACGUGUCCAAUUCCCCACCGGCGGGCACGGUCGGUCUGGUGUAGCGAAAGAUUAUCGAGAAAAAUCACUUCCAGCUCAUUGUCUGAACCUAAAACGUUCAUUUAAUCGUGUCCGUUUGUUUCACCGUGUUCGACUCCCAUUGUUGAGUGCUUUGUUUUCCUUUCGAGUCAAACAAAGACUGAGCACGUUGCGCGCAUAUCUUGGUGCGUUUUGUCGCUGCUCAUUACGGUAGCACACACAGUGAAGAAAUAUACGUGCACACGCUCAGUACUCCGGCCUUUCGAAAGAACAAAUGAACCAUGUUGUCAAAAGAAGUUUGUGGAACUCCAUUAUCGCCAAUGAAGGAUCAGAGUGUGGCGACGCACAACGUUUAGUAAAGAAUAUCAGCUCAGUUCCCGCAGUACCGAUGAAAUCGGUGCAUUGCCCCUGACAGUACCACGCUUCCCGAAAAUGCGGCCAGCGCGCGCCGCCGUAGCAGACGACGCAGAUCACGACACUGCCCCUCAAGCGUGUGCGCCUGCUCGAGCUGCUGCCGCCGCACGACUCCAUUGCUUGCCGCAUCGCGACGCAAUACGUUCCGAGUUUUCCCCUUAGUGUGAAACAAACUGCACGCGCUAUAUUUGCCUUUAAGAAGAUCGGUACGCUUGACGAUUAUUUUUAUGGCUGCAAUGCGGCGAAACGGCAGCGUCUGCUUAACCAUGUAAGGGACGCUGAGCAGGUAAUUGGAAACGACAUCGUAUGUGCCGCCGGAAAAAUCGUCAGCACAUACGAUGCGGCACAUACAUACCGCACCUACGAGCUAAAGUCAUUUUUGCAGUUUCUCACAUUAUGUUUGCUGCAAAUCCGUGUUGUCUAUGAUGGCGACAACGGACUUCUAUCGACACUGUGCGGAAAUAAACAAGAUAUAUCGCUGCAUAGCACAAGUACGACAUGCGCACACAACUUUAACUAGUACGUCCCCUACAAUAUGGAAUAGAGGCAGCAAUGUAGACAGCUUGGUCAUUUUUUAACAGUACUCAAGAGACGGAAGUUGAAAGUAUUAUUAAUCAUUCCUGCUUCAGCAAUGCCGGCGCGACCAAGACGCGGGUGUGUAUCGUCCAGUAACCCGAUCGAUCGGUGCGGUGGUGAAGCGGGAAUGAACUCCGGUCAUGUUCAAUGCAUCAUGCACAUAUUCAAUUUCUCGGCACGCGUGAACUUCGGCCACUGCUAGCGCAUACAACAGACGUGGUUUCCAUUCUUAGACAGCGCACACACAAACGAAACACGAGAAAGAAGACAGGACAAGCGCUCGUUUAACUUAAAGUUUUUAUAUGAAUAAAAGGAUUAUGUACCGAGUAAUUAUUAAUUUCACGUGGGUUACAUAUAGAAACCGUCAUACACUCAGGAGUGAUCAAUAAACGAGCUCGCUUCGUUUGCCAGAUGUUUACUUCGCUCGGCGCAUAAUCAUGUCUGUCGUCUGCUUCUUUCGUACCAUUUUCUUGUGAAUCGGCAGAAUUUCACUGGUGGCAUCAACCUUUUCAUGUUUACAUUGCUGUCGUGACAGUUAACAACACAAUAAUAAUUUCCGGUCAUCCGAAGAGGCGCCGUCGCAAACAUGAGACGUUUCGCGCGCAGCGCGAACUGAACGCGGGCGCGACCGCGAAGGGAAGCGGCGACGGAAACCACCGUUGGAGAUGAAAUCGUGCCGCCAGGGGAGAAACGAGCGCUGGCGUCUAGGAUGAAACUUGGCGUGCGGUCGUCUAUAACAGCAGAAACGUUUAGAGUCCAAUCCUACAGGAGCGUCAACCGGCACGAAAUCAUUCGUCGGUCGACGUUCCCGUGAGAUUACUGAUGUACGCAUGUGAUGCGUUCUUAUCUCUGUCUCACCGAUUCCGAGCGUCACACGCAAAACGAAGCUCGGGCGCAACUCAUCUACGAUGACUUCGAUUAGGUGCAUAGCCGCAACACGUCAGGUAUAAGGCGGAUUGCGGGCACAAGGCAUUCGCUUACGUCAGAGAUUUCCUCUCGAAGCGUCAGGCCCUCCUUAAGAUCGAGGACGAGGAAUAUGGCCCAUACACCAUGGGCACACGGGGCACUCCCCAAGGAGCGGUCUUGUCGCCACUCCUUUUCAACAUUGCCAUGAUGCAGCUUCCACAUCAAUUGGCCCGGGUGGAAGGCAUCCACCACGCACUUUACGCGGAUGACAUAACAAUUUGGACUACCGAAGGGAGCGUUGGGGAAAUGGAGGACCGCCUCCAGCGGGCCGCCUCCAUCGUCGAUAGUUAUGCUAUCCGCUGUGGUCUCCAAUGCGCUCCUGCGAAAUCGGAACUUCUUCACAUUAAAACCAAUCCCAAAGACAACACGAGUUUGCGUCUCUUUCUGAUGGGAGGUCCUAUUAGAGAGGUCGAGGAGAUCCGGAUCCUGGGUCUGUUCAUCCAUCACAGACUCAGCCCGGAAUCCACUAUCGACAAACUCAAACGCAUAGGCGAACAGGUCGGACGUAUGAUCCACCGCGUUUCCAACAAACGCGGCGGGUUGCGGGGCAGGGACGCGCUUCGGCUCGCCCAUGCCUUCGUAACCAGCAGGAUCCUAUACUCCGUACCCUACCUUCGAACUACAAAGAAACACGAUGAACGCAUCGACGCCAUCAUAAGGAAGGUUACAAAGCGAGCUUUGGACCUCCCGGUGGCUACCUGCAACGCUAAGUUGUUGGCUCUAGGUGUGCUUAACUCCUACCAGGAGUUAAAGGAGGCCCACCUUGUGAACCAAUACACGCGACUCUCGCAGACGGUGUCCGGGCGCCACUUGCUAGACCGCUUGCACAUACAACACGAGUGCAUUCCAGAAGAGACAUGCAGGCUUCCGGAGCUCUGGCGUCACAAGCUCUGGGUCCCUCCACUCCCGCGCAACAUGGACACGCAGACACAUGAAGGCAGACGAAAGGCGCGCGCUCGGGCUCUCGAACACCAAUAUGGAUUAAAGCAGGGUGUAUACUACGUUGAUGUGGCAGGGCCGUCGCCCACAGGAUUCUACACGGCUGCCGUAGUUCACCAGGACCAACGAGUUAACGGACUUUCCUACCGCGCUUUCAACUCCGCGCAGGCCGAGGAGGUUGCUAUAGCACUUGCCGCCUCGGACCCGAAUUCGAAGGUAAUCAUCACAGAUUCGCGCAGAGCCUGUGAGCACUACCUGGCGGGCGAGGUAUCACCUUUAGCCUACCGCAUUUUACAGCGAGCCGUGAGGGAAUCGGACCCCUCACCCAAACGCAUUAUUUGGACUCCGGGCCACCAGGGCCUUAGAGGUAACGAGGCUGCGGACGCGGCCGCCCGAGCGCUUACCCACCGGGCACCUCAACCAGACUCUUCCGGCUCAGAGAUUAGACAACCGCUUCUGCGGUUCAGGGAAAUUCUGGCAGACUAUUGCGAACGUCAUCGGCUUUUCCCGGUCCCUGCUAAGGGCCUCAGUAAGGCCGAUGAACGAACACUGCGGCGCCUGCAGACAAACACCCUGUUGUGUCCUGCAAUAGCAAAACAUUUUGACCCAAAAGUUGAUGGGCGAUGCCCUCACUGUGGGGAAGUCUCCGAUAACUUUCACAUGGUGUGGGCAUGUCAGAUGAAUCCGUCCCUUCCCCCCAACCCUUCCCCCACUAGAGAGGCAUGGGAGGCAGCCCUACUCAAUUGCUCGGCGCUGGAGUCCCAAAGGGCUCUAGUCCAACGGGCGCGGGUAGCAGCUUCGUCCAGUGGGGUCCCCGACUAAGGACUCCACCUAUGUAAAGGGCCAUGUUCGGCCUGCAAACUCUCAAUCCGUUGAAUAAAUGUUUUUCAUCAUCAUCAUCAUCUCGCGCUUUCCUCUGGGCACGCUGCGCCACCUGUAGGCAAUGUCGUGAAGCCGCGCAUAACCGGUGGCAGAUACUAAAGCCCCUCCAUACACGUUGCGGCGUUGACGCGUGGAUAGAGGGGCUUUAGCAGAUACCAUGGCAGAUACACACUGACCCAAGAUGGCAUCAAAUAGGUUCUCUUGAGAGGGGCACAUACCCAGUGGCAUAUAACCAUUGUAACACGCCAAGUGACACGUACCCACGUGAACGCACUAUAUUGAACUGCACAACGUUCGGGAUGGGCCCAAGUUUUUUUGUUCUUUCUUUCGGGGGGGGGAUAGCUAGACAGCCGGAAAGAGAACUAUAGUCUUUUUUUAAUUAUGCGGUUUUAUGUGUUACGAUAAGGAUAUGAUUACGAGAUGCGCCGUAGUGGAGGACUCAGGAAUAUUUCUGACCACCUGGGAUUCUUUAAUGUGUAAGGAGUGCACUAAUAAAUGUAAGUGAGCGAGCGUUUUUGCUUUCCCUCCCCCAUGUGAACCGCACGUGACGGCGGGGUAGCGAACGUGCCAACUCGCGCACAGUAGCCGAACGUCAAACGGGGUGAUCACAUUAAAGUUUUAACGCGACAGCGUUAAGCGCCCCGUGUCGUAGAAAAUCCGGCGUCGGUGUCCCGCGCCUAGCGUCGAUCGUCUUUUCGCGAAAAAUCAUUCUGGCCCACGCAUACCCUACGACUCUUCUAUCAACAAAGUUUCCCAUACAUUGUCUUUGAUUUUUUACAAAUUUCACGGAAUCUUGAAAAUGACAGCCCAUAAACAAAUGCCAUGAAAAAUAAAACACCGACAGCACCUACCUUUUAUGUUAGAUUUUCUCAGACUGAUAUAUUAAAAGUGCAAGUCAAAAACGGGCCAAAUUCCUACCAGAAAGCUCGCCUUCGUGCAUAGUGUUCGAAGCCAGCAUUUCCCGGUAAACAUUCCGCUUACAUAAGCUGCAAUUGCCGGGUAGCGCGAAAAGCAGUCAGGGAUCCUUGAAUACUAUUGUGAAGCUUAAGUGUCCUCCAAAUUGUUCAUGAAUUUUUAAAUAUCGCCUGUCAGAUAUGAAAUAGCUUGUCCUUGAACUGGACUGUUCAAACCAUGCCGCAUUUGAGUGCGAU